Condylostylus longicornis is the source of this 4044-nucleotide messenger RNA. It is a transcript of the gene l(3)76BDm, whose product is annotated as trafficking protein particle complex subunit 8. NCBI's taxonomy places the organism in Eukaryota, Metazoa, Arthropoda, Insecta, Diptera, Dolichopodidae. The transcript is spliced from 17 exons. The coding region runs from base 72 to 3986 and encodes 1304 amino acids. Gene Ontology annotation, cellular component: TRAPPIII protein complex; cytoplasmic vesicle; phagophore assembly site. The record is from RefSeq and is a predicted model, not a curated record. Gene Ontology annotation, biological process: endoplasmic reticulum to Golgi vesicle-mediated transport; protein localization to phagophore assembly site.
GAUGAUAAAAGCAAAAUUGAAUUUCUAAAAAUUGACAACAUUCCUAUUUAGAUUUUUCAAAACAUAAUAAAAUGAUACAUAUUACCGGGCAAAAUUUAAGUACUCGAGAAAUUAUUCAAUAUGUGUUCUCCCCGCUUGUCGGUGCAAUAACAAGUCCAUAUGCUGAUGAAUUGUGCCAACGAAAUAAUUUAAGUUUCGUAGAGUUACUGCAACCUUUUGCCAAAUUGGCAAAUGAUGCCCAUUUUCGGGAUACUUCAGGAACAAGUGUUUCAAUAAAAGGACUACGUUUGAAUAUUUGUGAUAUAGGAUGGAGACCACCACAAACAACAUUAGCUAGGAAAAUGCUUAAUGAAGCGGUCACAAAUGCUGCUUUUGAAAAAUCUAAAGUUUCCCAAAUAGGGCUAAUGAAUGUAGAAAUUCCACAAUCAGAACCAUGGUUUGAGAAUUGGCGUGAGGCAUUUUUAACAGUUCAGUUUCCGGCUGACCAUGAGUUUACGAGACAUUUUUUAAGUUGUUUAAUUGUUUUGUCGGGGUCAGAUCCAAAUAUAUUGGAUACAGCAAACCAGUUAACAAAAAAAGUUCAAAUGCUUCAAAAUAUAACACCACAAAAAUUACCAAAAUGGUUUCAAAAUAAUGAUGUAUUAAAUAGUUAUGUUUUAUUACAUGACUUAUCCCAGGGCGAUAUAUCGAAAGCUCAGCAGACAUAUGAAAUAUUAAAAUCCACUUUUGGUGAUAAUAAGUGCUUUUUAGUAGCGAUAAAUUCUCUAACAGAACCUUCAAGUGAAGCCGUAGACCCUUGGACAAAUUAUCUCAAAAGAGCUCCAAAAUCAGACAACUUAUCAGACCAAGGAAGUGCACCUAAAACUCCACAAGAUAAUACCGUUUCAGCUAUGCCUUCCGUGACAAUUGAAGGAAAUAACGAAUCAGAGGGAUUUUUACAUCCUCUAAGUCCAAUACAAGAGCAAGCUACUGAAGCAAUUCAUUCAAAAUUUUCGAAUAGCUCUGAAAGUAUUAAUUCACAAACUUUAAAUCCAAAUGUGUGGGCAAGUGAAAGUGAUUAUGAUGCUCCACAUGGAAUGUACCUUGGACCAACUGAUAUUGAAAAUUUAAAACAUUUUGUUCAAGAUUAUACAGUUCGCGGAUUAAUUCCGUAUGUUGAACGUAUUGUUGGAACUUUAAACGAAGCUAUAACAAACAAAAAAGGUGUAAGCAAAUCAUUACUAAGUGCUACUAAGCGUUUAUUUGCAACCAGUAAGCCUGUAGCUGGUAGUGGAAGUCAAAAUGCAGUAAUUUACACAAAUGAAUCUUGUGAACUUCAAACUCGUAAACUUGGUGAUUUAUAUUUUAUGUUUGGACACUACAAUUUAGCUUUUCAGGCUUAUCAUCAAGCCAAAAGAGAUUUUAACGCAGAUUCAGCUUGGCAAUAUUUCGCUGGGGCUUUAGAAAUGGCUGCAUUGUCAGCAUUUAUGUUAGGGACUGCAAAUCGAAAAACUUAUGAUUAUAUGGAAAGCGCGAUAGAAUGUUAUUUAACUUCUUGCAGAUUGCAACAAUUUGCUACACGUGCAACUUUGCUGAGUGUUGAAUGUUUGAAAAAUGCAAAACUUUAUGGUGAAGCUGCCAAACAAUUGAUACGGAUGACUAGUGAAGAAUCAGAUUUAAGAUCAGCUCUUUUGCUAGAACAAGCGUCAUAUUGUUUUUUAGCAUCUCAACCACCAAUGUAUAGAAAAUACGCAUUCCACAUUGUGCUGUCAGGAAAUCGAUUUUCUAGAUGUGGACAAAGAAAACAUGCUUUUCGAUGUUACAAGCAGGCUUAUCAAAUUUUUCAAGAUCGUGGUUGGAGUUUAGCAGAAGAUCAUAUUCAAUACACAAUAGGCAAACAAGCAGUUACACUUAAAAAACUGGACGUUGCUAGCAAGUCUCUAGCUCAUUUGCUAAGACCGUUGAGUUUGCAAAAUGUUGCGCAACAAGCAGCUUUUCUUCGUGAAUAUAUUGCAACACAAAAAGAACUAAUAAACCAAAAUAAUGGUGUUGGGCUCCUUGAAAUUGCUUUACCAAAAGUAAAUCAAGCAUCUUUAAGAGUAUUAGUAACUUCUCAUCCGCCUGUAACUAAUCCUUUGUACAUAUCUGCAACAAACGUCAAUAUCAAUUCAAACUUGAAAAAUGAAGCAAUAUGGCAAAAACUGGAAGAAAUAGUAGUGACCCAUGUUUCCGCGAAACCAAUGGUAUUUAAACCAGCCAAAUGUUUAUUUACCUCAGAAAAUCUUACAACCGAUAAACCUUUAAGCGUUCAUGGGGAUCCUAUUGAAAUCAGUGUUUGUGUGCAAAAUACUAUUAAACCAAGCAUUACAUUCUCUGAUAUCAAUUUAUUAUGGAAGUUUUCACUUGAAAACAAUGCGGAAGUGACAAAUAAAGUUUUCUUCGAAGGGAAAUGUACGGAACGUGAGAAAGAAAUAAUUAAUUCAUCUAUGGUAACAACUGACAGUCAGCAAAUCGUAUUGAAUGAAAGUGAAGAAAAAAUUUUGAAAUUUAAAUUAACUCCAAAAUUGAUUGGGGAAUUACGCAUUAUUGGAAUAGCUGGCCGUAUGGCUUCUACAAAUGAAGCUGGGCAACUAUUAGGCAGCAUAUUAUUUGAGCCUCAGCCUAUAAAAGUAACUGAAAAAUUUUCAGCAAAUGUAGAACGCCCAGUAUUAUUCGAUAAUAAGCUCAAUAUAGAAAUUUUACCACCAGCUCCUUCACUCCAUGUUAGUUUUUCUAAAAUACCUACAGAUGUUGUUGUAGGAGAAAUUAUGCCAAUCACUAUUUGCUUAAGAAAUUCGGGAAUGUUGCCAAUUGAAAGCAUUUAUUUAUGUACAGAGCAACCAAGGUGUAUAACAUUUUUAAAUGAUCAUGUGGGAUUACCCUUAUCAGUCUUAAAAGAUUACAAAGACUUAACAAAUGAAGCACUAAGUAAAGACAAAGAAAUGCGAAAACAGCAUGUAUUUAAAAUACCUCAGAUUGCUUCUAAUACUUUGAAAUCUGAGGAAACUAAAACAAUUCAAAUGUGGAUACAAGCGCCAUAUAUUAUAGGAGAACAUAAGUUGCGUCUAUUAGUAUACUACUCCAUGCCGAAGGAUUAUCCAAAAAUUAGGUAUCGAUUAGUUAGACAUGAAUGGGAUAUCAACGUUUUCGAAUGCCUUCAAGCAGAAGUAACCACUGUAGUUGGUAAUUUAAUGACAAAUGAGUUAGGACUGGAUGUUCAUUUGAAAAAUAUGAAUCAAGAGCAUCAUCCUCUAAUGACUGAAGUUUAUAUAAAUUCGAUUGAAAUGUAUUGUCCAAAAUAUAAACUUAAUACUGAUAGAAUAUUAUACACAAAUGAAAUGGAAAUAGUUAAUGGACAGUUAAAUGAAAAGUGUUUAAAACCAUCAAAAUCAGUUAGUUUCCGUUGUAAACUUAUGGAGAAUCCAGCUGCUAAGAAAGUUAAGUCAGAAAUUGAAUAUAUUAAAACAAGACUUUCAGCUUUGCCAGUAACACCCAAUUUAAAUCAUCACUUACAAAUCAUUCCUUCGUUUGAAAAGAUUUAUAGUUUUCUUAUGAAACAUGAAACCCGCUACUUAAAUGUAUACAAUGCAGCAAUCAGCACCGAAGAAUUUAAUAGCAUGAUAGCAACUUAUGAUCCUCAUAUGACUAUCGCUAUUACAUGGACUGCAAUAAUAACAGAAGCCAGUUCGUCCCAACGUUCAGCUUACGGUCAACAUUUUAUCCCAUUACGAAAUCUUUAUGAACAGGUUUCAUGCCCAGAAACCGCAGAUUAUAGAAUUAAGACUUAUUUAGGAGAUCAUUCAUAUCACAAAAUAUAUGAAUUUGAAGGUAUGAAUGAAAUUGAUAACGAUUUUGAUGAUGAUCAAUGGGAGCCGAAUAAAACAAUUUUUGGUAAACGAUGCUUACUUGAAGAUGAAAGCAUGUUAUUAAACACAAAAGGUCAAAUAGAAAAUACAAAAGUUUUUUAGUUAUAAUCCAUAUUAUUUCGUAAUUAAAUAAAUAAUAUUUAUUUAAAAACCAUUACAA